UGGCAGUGUCGUGUUGCCUGGCUGCGGCCACAGAAUGGAAACCUGCAGGUGUCCCCUCAGUUACCUGAUCUCUUUCCUCCUUUUCCUGUUCCAUUCAGAGACAGCCUGCCAUCCCUUGGGGAAGAGACCUUGCAGGAUGCAAGCCUUCAGAAUCUGGGAUAUUAACCAGAAGACCUUCUACCUGAGGAAUAACCAGCUCGUCGCUGGUUACCUGCAAGGAUCAAAUACUAAAUUGGAAGAGAAGUUAGACGUGGUGCCCAUUGAGCCUCGUGCUGUGUUCCUGGGGAUCCAUGGGGGGAAGCUGUGCCUGGCCUGCGUCAAGUCUGGUGAUGAGACCAAGCUCCAGCUGGAGGCAGUUAACAUCACUGACCUGAGUAAGAGCAAGGAUCAAGACAAGCGCUUCACCUUCAUCCUCUCGGACAGCGGGCCCACCACCAGCUUCGAGUCUGCCGCCUGCCCCGGCUGGUUCCUCUGCACAGCACUCGAGGCCGACCGGCCCGUCAGCCUCACCAACACGCCUGAAGAGGCCAUGAUGGUCACCAAGUUCUACUUCCAGAAGGACUAGUGGUGGGUCCAUGCCGCACGUCCCCCACGCCCAGCACACCGGUGACCCCGGAGACGCCUCUCCACCCUGCCCGGGGCCUCCUGGGCUGUCGUGGGGGCUCAGAGGAGCAGCCCUGGUGGGGUGGACCCUCGGAAGGAUGGACGAGAGCCCCGGUAACAGGACUCUGUCACCAGCCUCCUCAGCUAAGCAACCUCGAUGCUGCCUCCACGGUGGUCUUUCUAUGGUGCAGCUCAAGCCACCGCACUGCCCCAGGCCUUCUGGUGGAAAGCUAGGCCGCUCGGCCAGCCUGGGCCCCCUCUGCUCUCCUCUCCCUGACUCCUCAGCCUCCUCCCUCGCACUGUGGCCAUGUCCCGGAUCCCUCAUGCCCCUUGCUGGCCUCCCAAACCUUGUUUUGCCAACUGA
Odobenus rosmarus divergens (Pacific walrus) is the source of this 967-nucleotide messenger RNA. It is a transcript of the gene IL1RN, whose product is annotated as interleukin 1 receptor antagonist. The coding region runs from base 35 to 565 and encodes 176 amino acids. NCBI's taxonomy places the organism in Eukaryota, Metazoa, Chordata, Mammalia, Carnivora, Odobenidae. Gene Ontology annotation, molecular function: interleukin-1 receptor antagonist activity; interleukin-1 receptor binding; cytokine activity. Gene Ontology annotation, biological process: inflammatory response to antigenic stimulus; negative regulation of interleukin-1-mediated signaling pathway. The record is from RefSeq and is a predicted model, not a curated record. The transcript is spliced from 4 exons.